GAGAAUGCUCUUAGAUUUUAAACUUAAAGCAUAAAAGCUACAGUCCCAUCCAAUCAGACACCCAAACCAAAAUCAAUAUGUCAUUGCCUCAGUGGUUUCCUACUAUCUUCAUCGUUCUCGUCUUUUUCUUCUGUAGCUUAGCAUUACCCUCACAUGGAAGCUCACACGCAGUAGUAGCUGAAGAAGAAGAUGCCACAGUCGUUGGAUACGGCUACGUCGUUAGAUCAGUGGCCGUUAAUUCCAACCAGAAGCUUCUGACGGCGGAGCUUGAUCUGAUUAAACCGUCGUCCGUUUACGCACCAGAUGUUCAAACGCUUAGCCUUCAUGUCAGCUUGGAGACUAGUGAGCGUUUGAGAAUCAGACUCACAGAUUCUAAUCAACCAAGAUGGGAGAUACCGCAAACCGUCGUUCCUCGUGCCGGAAACCUCUCUCUUCGCCGUUUCUUAUCGGAGGAAGACGGAGGGAGCUCGUUGGAGAACAAUUUGCUGGAAGAUCCAUCAUCCGACUUAUUUUUCACCCUCCACAACACCACGCCGUUUGGUUUCUCCGUUUCCAGACGAUCCUCCGGUGACAUCCUCUUCGAUGCAUCGCCGGGUUCAUCAGAUCCAAAUACUUACUUGGUCUUCAAAGACCAAUUCCUUCAACUAUCUUCCGCGUUACCGGAAAACCGAUCGAAUCUGUACGGCCUCGGAGAGCACACGAAGCGGUCUUUCAAGCUAGUUCCCGGCGACACCAUGACUUUGUGGAACGCCGACAUCGGUAGCGAGAAUCCGAAUGUUAACCUCUACGGAUCGCACCCGUUCUACAUGGAUGUGAGAGGAUCGAACGGCCACGACGACGAAGCAGGGACGACUCACGGCGUUCUCUUGCUGAACAGCAACGGAAUGGACGUGAAGUACGAGGGGAGUCGGAUUACUUAUAAUGUGAUCGGCGGCGUCAUCGAUCUCUAUGUGUUCGCCGGACCAUCGCCGGAGAUGGUGAUGAAUCAGUAUACAGAGUUUAUCGGAAGACCUGCCCCUAUGCCUUACUGGUCAUUUGGGUUUCAUCAGUGUCGGUAUGGGUACAAGAAUGUCUCAGACCUUGAAUCUGUGGUUGAUGGAUAUGCAAAAGCUGGAAUACCUCUUGAGGUUAUGUGGACAGACAUUGAUUACAUGGACGGCUACAAAGACUUCACUUUCGACCCCGUGAAUUUCCCUGAGGACAAGAUGAAAUCAUUCGUGGAUAGACUUCACAAGAGCGGUCAGAGAUACGUGCCGAUCUUGGAUCCUGGAAUCGGUGUGAAUAGCUCUUACGGAACAUAUGUUAGAGGAAUGGAAGCGGAUGUUUUCAUAAAACGAAAUGGUAAGCCUUAUCUCGGCGAGGUUUGGCCUGGAAAAGUAUACUACCCUGACUUUUUGAAUCCAGCUGCUGCAACUUUCUGGAGCAACGAAAUCAAGAUGUUCCAAGAAAUUCUCCCAUUCGAUGGUGUGUGGAUUGACAUGAACGAGUUAUCGAAUUUCAUAACUUCUUCACCUGUGUCCUCUGGAUCGUCACUCGAUGAUCCUCCUUACAAGAUUAACAAUUUCGGGGGCAAAACGUCGAUAAACCAGAAGACGGUACCCGCAACAUCUAUCCAUUUUGGAAACGUUAGUGAGUACAAUGCGCACAACUUGUAUGGACUCUUGGAAGCUAAAGCCACUCACCAAGCUAUGGAGGAUGCAACGGGCAAGAGACCUUUUAUUUUGUCAAGAUCCACGUUUGUGAGCUCGGGGAAAUACACGGCUCACUGGACCGGAGAUAACGCUGCAAAGUGGGAGGAUUUGGCUUACUCGAUCCCUGGGAUUCUCAACUUUGGGCUGUUUGGGAUUCCAAUGGUUGGAGCUGAUAUUUGUGGUUUCUCAUAUGAUACCACCGAGGAAUUAUGUCGUCGAUGGAUCCAGCUUGGAGCUUUUUACCCUUUUGCAAGAGAUCAUUCGUCCAAGGGUACUGCUAGACAAGAGCUAUAUCUGUGGGAUUCGGUUGCUUCUUCUGCAAGAAAGGUUCUCGGCCUCCGUACGAGACUGCUCCCACAUCUCUACACACUCAUGUAUAAUGCGCACGUUAGCGGCAUUCCGAUCGCGCGACCGCUCUUCUUCUCUUUCCCUCGAGACGCUAAAACCUAUGAGAUCAGUUCGCAGUUCUUGAUCGGUAAAAGCAUAAUGGUAUCUCCGGCGCUGGAGAAAGGUACGGUGGCCGUCGAUGCAUAUUUCCCCGUGGGAAACUGGUUCGAUAUGUUUAACUAUUCGUUCGCCGUCGGUGGUGACUCCGGCAAGCGCGUUAAGCUUGAUACUCCGGCCGAUCACGUCAAUGUUCAUGUUCGAGAAGGUAGCAUUGUGGCUAUGCAAGGAGAAGCAAUGACAACUAGAGAAGCCAGAACGACACCGUAUGAGAUUCUAGUUGUAGCCAGCAAGCUUGAGAACAUCUCCGGCGAACUGUUUCUGGAUGACGGCGAAAACAUACGGAUGGGAGAGGGAGGAGGGAACCGUGAUUGGACACUAGUGAAGUUCCGGUGCUAUGUGACCGGAAAAUCCGCGGUACUAAGAUCGGAAGUGGUGAACCCAGAGUAUGCGUCGAGAAUGAAAUGGAGCAUCGGGAAAGUGACGUUUGUAGGGUUCGAGAACGUGGAGAGCGUGAAAGCGUACGAGGUAAGGACAGGCGAGAGAUUGAGGAGUCCGAAAAUCUCUCUUCUCAAGACGGUUAUGGACGACGAUGGUCAGAAGUUUAUGAGUGUGGAGGUUUCUAGACUGUCGUUGCUUGUUGGGAACAAGUUCGAGAUGCGAUUGAAAUUGGCUUAAAAAAGAACAAGUACAUAUGAAAAGUAUAUAAACCCACUUUGAUGAUAUAAAUUGUGGAUGCUUAAAUGUAAUGAAUAAAGAAAGGCUUGCGGCGAUUAAAAGAUUUCAUAAAACUUUAUAAAAAACUCCAAAGGAAAAUAGUUAUUAA
This is a messenger RNA of Thlaspi arvense, 2961 nucleotides long. NCBI's taxonomy places the organism in Eukaryota, Viridiplantae, Streptophyta, Magnoliopsida, Brassicales, Brassicaceae. The record is from the annotation of a GenBank genome assembly.